Schistocerca americana (American grasshopper) is the source of this 4910-nucleotide messenger RNA. It is a transcript of the gene Liprin-beta, whose product is annotated as liprin-beta-1. Lineage: Eukaryota; Metazoa; Arthropoda; Insecta; Orthoptera; Acrididae. Gene Ontology annotation, molecular function: protein binding. Gene Ontology annotation, biological process: neuromuscular junction development. Gene Ontology annotation, cellular component: presynaptic active zone. The record is from RefSeq and is a predicted model, not a curated record. Bases 838 to 3849 code for a protein of 1003 amino acids. The transcript has 16 exons.
CCUAACAGUGUGCUUGGUAGACUAGUCUUUAAAGAGUGGCCGCACACUGCAUUUUAAACAACACCUAUUUCACAGAUUAUGUAAGAGGAAAAAGCGUAUCAGUGCUACCUCUCCCACUGCUGUAACAUUUAUUGAUGAACGUUAGAAGAAGAACAAUGAUACGUCGUACAGAUUGGUUGCAACUAGUUAGAAACCAGAUAACUGAUUUAAUUAUUCUGCACAUUAUUAUUGGAACUGGUUUUUUAUUUCGUAUUCCUCUUCAUCCGGAAAAUCGACAUAAAGUUUUGUUUGUUGUCGGAAAUGAAUCGUCCACGCAUUAGCCCCCAAUAAUUAUCUCUUGAUAUUAUUAGUUUUUUAAGUUUUCAUUAUACACUGUCGUGCCUCACCUAUCUUUCCAGGAGUACUGUUGAGUGCUUGUUGCACACUCUCGGCUCACAUCGUUGAACAUAGCAGCAACAUUGACGUUGUGGGAAUUUGUCUUACAAAUUAGUGUUUAUAAUUGGAAAAUAGAAGUGUCAAGGCAGGUUUGUUCGCUGGCGCUGAACCCAUUACUUCUCGUACAUUUUUGUUACGUGCUGAUCACGAUGUUCACUGUGUGAAGUCUCUAAGCAAAAUACGUCGCAGAUCUUUCAUUUAUUUUACACAACGAUUGUUUUUGUUAAGAAGUGGCCCAUUAUUUUUGAAGCUAUUCCGUUAACGAAGCAUAGAUGCUUUUAAUCUUUGGCUGAGACAGCCAGGAAGGUAACUGGAUCCCUGCCAAUAUGAUAGUUUAAGAAGCUCUCUCGAACAGUUCUGUCUUGUUUGUAAGUGCACUGAUAGUCGUUGCUGGUCAGGACGAUGAAGAAGCGUGCAUUACCAAAAGGAGGGCUUCAUCCAGCCAUUUGUGCAUUUAUGUAUACAAAAAUGGGUGGCGAUGACUCAAGCCCAGACGAUGAGUCUACACUCAAGUGUGGAGCUGGACAGUCACAUUCAGACUCUUCCCAUUCCAGCUCGUCCUCAGAACUUUCAUCCUCAUGCUCUUCUGACGAAGACAAACAGAAGCAGUCCCACCAAGAUCAAAACACAAAGGGCUGCAGAGAGAACUUUCACUGGAUUAAGAACUCUUCAGCACCUGUAACGAGAGAAACUGAAGACAGUUGUCUUUUACAAAGUAAGGAAGCAGAAAAUGAGGAGAACCACAGUUUCAGCUACAUCCAGAUAGAACCAUGUCGAGGUAUACAGAAUGAAGAAAGUGAUUUUCGAACCCUGGAAUCACCUGUACACAGAGGCAAGGACAUUUCUAGCACUCCAGACUUCAGUAGCGUGAAUGGUCCUACACACAAACCACCACUGCGAGGUUCGGCACAGAAACUGCCGCCCCCAUCAGCCUCCCCCUCCGAUAAAGGUGGCAGCCUUGACCGCCGACGCAAACGUUGUGAUCGAUCUACCCGUGAUUCCAAGUGCCGGUCAUCUGCAGCUCUCCGAUACCGAUCCCCCUCACCACAACAACGUCUACCAGCUUGCCACGGAUCUGUGCACCAUGGUUCUUGGUGUGACCUGUCAAGUUCACACUGCCACCUUCACAACAGUCACGGAUGUAGCUGUGCUCAUGGCAUGCCUACACCUCAGAUAUGCCCAUGCCGCAGUUUUUGUGCUUGUCAUCUGUGUUCUGGCAGUCAGCCUGAUCUGUAUGGAGCUGUCCAUGGGUGCUGGCAUGGUAGCCGGUCAACACUUACCAGCAAGCCCCCAGGAGAAGGAGAAGAGAGAAUUCGAAAACUGGAAGCAGACAAGGAGUCACUCCAGUUACAAGUGAGUGUUCUGACGGAGCAGAUAGAAGCCCAGGGUGACAAGAUAGCAGAUUUGGAGAAGACAUUGGAUGAAAAACGGAAGCAGUUGGAUAACAGCGAGAAUCUUUUACAAAGGGAAAUGUUGACAAGGUCAUCCCUGGAAACUCAGAAACUUGAAUUAAUGUCCACUAUAUCAGAUCUCAAGUUACAAAUGGCAGCUCUUGAACGAGAAAACAUAGAUUUACGAGAGCGACUAUCGGAAGAAAGGCGUCGAAACAAACCACCUCUUGCACCAAGGGCUGCUGCUCAUGCCACUUCCACACCCAUUGGUUCACCAGCAGCGAAUAUGCAACAGAUACUAGUUGGGGCAUCACCUUCACCAAGUCCAGUUUCGUCCAUGUCUGAUGGCAGUCCACGUCGCAUAGGAAGUCAGUCAAAUAGCGGAGAAGACUACAAGGAUAUACCCCCUCCUAGAACACCACCAGCAAACUACCGACGCAAAGUGGAUCACUAUGGCAGCCUUCCACGGCAGCGAUCUCUUGGAGCUACUAUUGGAAGUUCUUGUGGUACCAGUGGGUCUGCUACCGCACCUGUUCCCCUCAGCCUCAGUUCUGUCACCAUGGAUGGUGUAGCCGCAAGGAAAGGCGUCGCCUUUGGUAAAGGACUUGGUCUUUCAUCGUUGCUACAUUUCCAACAGGCCAGGCGGAGGGUCGGGGGCGACAAGAGCUUCUCGACACCCAAUCUAGCUGAUGCUGAGAGGGUUGUGAUUGAGGAUUCACAUGUAGAAGAAGAGGAGGAAGAGGAAGAUGUAGGCUCAAGCUUGUCACCACAACAAAGUCCACUCCAGGCAACCAGAAACAAAGGAAUUAAAAAGAUAUUUGGCAGGAUGAAACGUAGCGGAUCAGGCAAUCUAGAGGACCUUCCAAUUCCAUCUUUGAUGACAGAUGGAGAGUUUCGGAGGGGAGGUGUGCGUGCUACUGCUGGUCCACGGCUUGGCUGGAACUCACAGCCACCUCCUCCACCAUUACCUGAUGGACCUUUUGCUCAAUGGGAUAGUGACUCCGUUGCCCGCUGGUUGACAGAAAUGGGCUUAGAAUGCUACGCUAUUGAGGCAAAGCGGUGGGUCAAGAGUGGUGCACAACUGUUGGCUGCAUCACAGCAAGAGAUUGAAAAGGAGCUUGGAAUAAAGAAUCCACUGCACCGAAAAAAGCUGCUGUUGGCACUGGCUUCAGUAUCUGAGAGCCCUGCUGCUCGUGCUGAUCCCCUGCUGGCAGCAGCUGGGCACCUAGACUCUGCAUGGGUUUUGCGGUGGCUGGAUGAUGCUGGUUUGCCUCAGCACAAAGAGGUAUUCUUAGCAGCAAGGGUGGAUGGCCGCGUGCUUCACCGGCUUGCUGAGCAAGAUCUUGCUUUGCUGCAUGUUACUUCUAGCCUUCAUGUUGCUAGUUUACGGAGAGGAAUUCAGGUUCUAAGAGAUCAUAACUUUGAGCCUGAUUGCCUCAAAAGAAGAUCAUUGCCAGAUGAAAGCAGUCAACCAACACCACAAGAAGUUGCUCUAUGGACAAAUCAUCGUGUCAUGGAGUGGUUACGUGCUGUUGAUUUGGCUGAAUAUGCCCCUAACUUACGUGGUUCAGGUGUCCAUGGUGGCCUAAUGGUCCAUGAGCCACGCUUCACAGCUGAACUGCUGGCGAGCUUACUGUCCAUUCCACCAAGCAAAACAUUGCUACGACGACACCUCAACACGCAUUUCAAAGAACUGCUGGGGCGUGAUUGUAUACAAGAGAAGAGGGAAGCUGAGGCGACCCUUGGUUAUGUCCCACUUUCAGCUACAACCAAAGUUAAGCUUGCCAAGAAAAGCCAAUUCACUCUGAAACGCAAGAAGUCAAAAUCAGAACUUGACUUUGGAGAUUUGGUGUGCCCAAUGGAUUCUGCCAAGCAAGGUGAAGCAUCCCAUGGUGAUGGAGCUAUGAAAAUGAACGCACAACAAAAGGCCGGGGUUGUCUCUCAGGUCACUGAUGCUCAAGGCACAGUUCUGACUCAACCUUCGAGAGACUCACCUCAAGGUGAUCGAACGAGCAACGUAUGAAAUUGUACGAGGAAGCUGAUGUUGUUUUCAUCAGAAUACUGUCCUACUUGGCUGCUUCAGGAAUGUACAUUGUUUGGAGUGAAAACAACUGGUGAAUUUUAUCUAUCAUGUUGAAGAUAGUAUCAGUUGCUAGGAAGGAAAAAUAUUUCCACAUAUGUAAAUUUCGUGUGUAAUUUCAUUAUUGCCUUUUCUCAUGCUCCCCCCCCCCCCCCCCCCCUUUUUUUAAGUUCAUGGCCAUUAAACUUCAAUGCAGGAUGAAACAUUAAGUGACUUUUGACACAGAUUAAUUAAGUUUUUUACAGUAUGAGUGCAUAUCACCAUUAUACUUAUGUUGGAAAUAGGUUAUUAAAAUUAUGUAUAUUUUUGCACAAAAGUUUUCAAUUUUGUUAUUAUAUGAAAUAGAAUUUUGGCAAUGUCAAGACUAUAACCAAGUACUUACGUAGCCCUAAGUAUUGUAAUUUUAUGAUUAUUUCUCAACAUACAAUAUUUUGCUAAAGAGAGAAGAGGAAACAUCACAUUUUUAUUCCUAACUCUCGUUAAUUAAAAACCAUAUUUUCAGCUCAUUGUAAAGUGUACUAACCCUAAAAAAAAGGGCCAGUAUGAAUUGGUAUUUUUUAUAUUUUGUGAGAUUGUUAAAGAACCUCUUUUGUAAAAAUAUUACAGACACUUUAUGAAGCUACCUCAAGCUCAUUGUUAGACAGUUAUCGGUUUAAUGACAGAUUAAAUCAUUAAAGGUAUGCAGAAUACAUACAUAAUAUAUUCACAUGAAUAUAAAAAAUCUUGUAUGUACCUGCAUAUUGAAUUUUCUAGUCCUUUUGACCCUGAAGGAUUUUUGUACUUUUUUUCCUAAAGGCAUUUUGUUGAAAGUAUGUAACAACAAUUUUGGCUUUGAAAAAUGUUUAUGCAAAAUAAUCCUGUAACAUAUUGUUUUUAAUUCUGGGACCAAUGUACUAGGUUUACUCAGGCUUCCUAUAGCAUGUGGAAGAAUGUGUCAAAUUCUUGUUGUAAGUACUAUGUACAGGCGAGUGUGUAAAAAGAAAAAAAAACUGAUGUCUUCCUUU